CCCUGAGCAGACGGUCGGAUCUGUAAACGCGGGUGAGCUCUGUGAAUGGAGAGCUAGACACUGAGACUGGGACUGCAUGGACAACAUGAGAGCGCUGCGGCUGCUUGUGUGUGCUCUACUGCCCCUGCUCUGCUUGCCCCAGACAAGCCACGGAGAUUCAUUCUUCGGGGACAGUUACUGUCGGAUAGAUGCGGUGCAGGAUCUAUUGAGUUUUCAUCUGUCGCUCCAGUUUAAGACGAGCAGACGGAGUGGACUUCUCCUCCUAGCUGCCGGAAAUAAAGACUACCUUUCCCUGGAGCUUUACAAUGGCAAGUUGCAGGCAAGGAUAAACAUGGGAUCUGGUGAAAAAGUGUUGACCUCCUCAACAGGUGUGCAGCUGAAUAAUCUACUGGAUCAUCAAGUUUCUCUCACACUGAAAGGAAACAAACUCAGCAUGACUGUGGACAACCUUUUUACAACCUUCACUGAAAUGCAAGAUGGGGAGGACCUCAAUAUCGAUACGGGCGUGUUCCUUGGAGGUGUGCGAGAUCUGGAUGUUGAAUACCUCAGCACUGCUGUUCCUUUCUUCCGUGGGUGUAUGAGCAACAUAACAUUUGAGUCCCGACAGUUUGAUAUUUUAUCCUCAGAGUCUCGUGCCUGCUAUGACACUAAGGAAGCCUGUAGUAGUGAGUUUGAAGCAAGAGACGGGGAGGCCACUAGUUUUAUCAGCCCAGACUCCUUUGUGUCCUUCCCAACCUGGACCAGGGCCAGCACUGGCUCUCGCAACAUAGAGGUGCUGAUGAAAACCACAAUUGAAGAUGCACUGCUUCUCUUCCAUCCUGGUCACCAGUCUGAUUUCAUUGCCAUGGGCAUAACAGGAGGCCACCUCAAAGGUGUGGUAGAUGUCGGCAGUGGCAUGGUGGUCCUGAACAACCUAGAAGUGCAGUUGGAUGAUGAUCAAUGGCACAGGAUAAAGAUGCAGAUUGAACCCAACACUUUUGCGAUUACAGUGGACAGUGAAUCUGUCUCACUCCCUCUGAAUGGAUCAGAAAACCUAGACCUUGUAGGAAAUCUAUACUUUGGAGGCAUCCAGGGGAAAAUGAAAGAAGUGUUCCGUGAUAACUACUUGUCUCGUAUGGAGGAGGAGAUAACUUCUGAGUCUUUCAUUGGUUGUCUAGGAGAAAUCAAGGUGAACCAAAAAGACAGAAGCCUGCAGGAUGCCUUGAUAACUAAAGACGUUCAUGUUAAAUGUGAGGGAGAAGAUUAUGAUUAUUCCAGCUAUUAUGAUUUUGAGACAACUACAACUACCGCCCCACUGCGUAUCAGAUAUGUAGGCGUCACUGAAGAAAGGCACUGUUUCCCAACUCCUGACAUGCCAGAGAUCUUUCGAAAUGUCUCUAAACUUUUGGAUGUCAGCCCUCUGCUGGUUCCUGAGGGUGGGGAGGCUAUUGUUGAUGUAACCAACCUCAACCCAACAUUCAAUCUAAAUGCUGUAGGAAUGCGACAGUCUCAGAUCAUCUUCACUUUACAGGCUGAUCCUUGGUAUGGGCUCGUAGAUAUGAACAUUAACACUAGGCGCACUAAGAAGUUCACUCUUCUGGAUGUUGUGAAUAAGAAGAUUAAAUAUCUUCAUGAUGGCAAUGAAAAGUAUAAUGAUCAAAUCCAGCUAGAGGUGGUUGCAUUUGGUUCCAGUCUUCCAGAGUGUUUGAAAACUCCCCACCAGUAUAUGCUUCCAGUGGAAAUUCUCCCUGUCAAUGACAUCCCCCAGCUUAGUGGAGGAGAUAUUUCAGUCACAGAGAAUGGACGCACUCGCUUAAGCUCUAACCUGAUCAAAAUAGUUGAUUCAGAUAAUCAAUGUGAUGAGUUGACCGUUACUGUCACCUCUAACCCGAAUCCUAACGGGUACUUGGAGAAUACAGAAUAUCCUGGCAGGAGCCUGAGCAAGUUCACCUGCAGACAGCUUAAGGAUGGACUCAUUUAUUACGUCCACAGAGGAGGCUCAGUGGCUGGACUCACCUUGCAAGUUUCAGAUGGGCAUCAGAUUAGUCAGUCAGCUACUUUCAAACUAGCAGUUACAGCCCCACAGAUGAGCCUAGUCACUAACACUGGACUUCUCCUCACUCAAGGCAGUGACACAUCUAUAGGGAUACAGAACCUAGCUGUUUCUGCCACUCCUAGGAAUGGAGAUGUCAUAUUCAAUGUUACGCAGCCUUUGAAAUUAGGCGAACUGCAAAUUAUUGCAGAUAAUGGUGUACCACAGAGAGUGUCACUAUUUCAUCAAUCUGACCUGGAGCAGAAUAAACUGAGGUACAUCUCUACAAUCUCAUCUGAUUUGGACAACACAGAAACGGAGUAUAUUCACUUUAAUGCUCACCUUGGACAGUUUACUCUUCCAGACAAUGUAUUUAUAAUUAAAAUCAUGCCUGAUCAGGUAAGAAUGAACAAGAUUGUCCCCCUUGAAAUUACCGAAGGGCCAAAAGUCAUCACACAUGAAAACCUGGAAGCUGUGGUGAAGGGGAAGAACAUCAACUCAGCAUCAAUAAAAUAUGUCCUUUGGAAGCAUCCAACACUUGGUGCCUUGAUGUUGCAAGGCAGGGAUUUGUCAGAGGGAAACAGCUUCACCCAGCAGGAUGUUGAGAAUGGACAUGUCAGUUACAGACCCACAAUCCGUAGGGCUGUUGAUGCUGAGGACCAUUUUCAAUUCAAGGUAUCUGCAGAUGAUCAGUAUUCUAGAGUAUACACCUACCCAAUCAGAAUUAAAGCUGACUCCAAUGCACCUAGCCUGACCAAUGAGAAACUGGUUGUAUUGGAAGGAAAUGAAAACAUCCUGAAUAAAGAAUAUCUCUGGGUGCAGACUCCCAGAUCCACAGAUUUUGUGUACAGGAUUGUUCAAGACCCCACGCAUGGACGCCUCAUCAGAGACUCCCCUCCUGGUGUGCCAAGGUUUGAGGGCGCUGUUCGGGUUUUCAGUAAUGAAGAUCUACUCUUGAACAGGCUUAUCUACCAACAUGAUGGCUCAGAGAUCAACCGUGACCAGUUUAUAUUCCUUGUGUUUGAAGAAGCUGAAGGCAGCACAGAAGGACAGGAGGUCCUCAAAGGAAUAUUUAACAUAGCAGUUCAAUCCAAAAAUGAUCACGUACCUCAAAGGGUCAUCAAUAAACCAUUUAACGUGGUGAGAAAUGGCCAGCGUUUGCUGACCACUGAUGAUAUUAUGUUCAGGGAUGAUGACUCAGACUUUAAUGACACCCAGCUUGUCUAUGCUCGAGGGGGAAUUCUCUCAGGUAGCAUUGUUUCAUCUGCAGACCCUUCACAACCCCUCUACCGUUUCACACAGGCAGACCUGAGAGAUGGGAAGGUUCUGUUUGUUCAUAAAGGUGCUGAUCGUGAACGGUUCCAGCUUCAAGUGUCUGAUGGAUUGCACAAGACAACAGCCCUGCUCCAAGUUCAGGCAAGUGAGCCAUACCUCCAUGUUGUCAAUAACACUAUGGUCGUCAUAGACCAUGGCAGCACCAAGACUCUUGACUCCAGUCUUCUGGGCACAGAAUUCAACACUGACAUCAGAAAUGCUGCAGAAAUUGUGUAUGACAUAACUUCUCCUCCCAGUGAUGGGAGGAUUAUAGUCAGUGGUAUCGAGGCCAGUCGGUUCACACAGAAGGACCUUACGAAAGGAGUAGUGUCGUAUGAGCACAGCGAUCAGAGCCUGAAGUCCAAAGACUCAUUUACCUUCACUGUUCAUACAAAAGGCUUGUCUGAGGAAGGGAUUUUCAGAAUCAAAAUCUUCAAGCAAGGAUAUCUGUCUGAACCUCAGGUUACCGCCAAUCAGGGGAUCAUUGCAUAUGAAAGAGAGCAUUCCAUUAUUGACUCGGAUCAUCUGAGGGUGGAGCAGGCAGAUAUUGUCCCUACUGAGAUGGUGUUUAGCAUUAAAGAACCUCCACGUCUUGGCCAUGUGGUCAAAAUGACCAGUGACUCAGACAGCACAGCUACCCCCGUGCUGGACUAUAUCCAUUCCUUCACACAAGCGGAUGUAAAUAAAGGCACAAUCCUGUACGUGUCAGCCUCGCUGCAGGGUACAGACUGGUUCACAAUGGACGUUAGUAAUGGCUUCACCACAGUGGAGGACUUGAGGGUGCAGGUGGACAUUGUACCCAGGUUUAUUCCCAUCGAGGUGGUCAACUUCACACUGAGGGAAGGUGGAGCUGUGGCACUCUCUGAGGAGGUGCUAAAUGUCACACACCCUUUCUACAGGUCUGUCAACAUCGAGUUCAUCGUGGAGGAAGCACCUCAGCAUGGAGAGAUCAAAUACCUAGACAAGGAUGAAGAAGGAAUUGUCUCCUUUACCUGGAAAGAUGUGCAGCAAGGUCUCAUCUACUACCUUCACGACAGCACGGAGACCACAGAGGACAGCCUUACUCUCUUUGCCUCUGCCUAUGAGAUCAACCGACGCAGCCAAACUGUCACCAUUAGCAUCACAGUCAUCCCUGUUAAUGACGAGCCGCCCAUGCUACAGCGCAACACCGGCCUGGAGGUCCUUGUUGGUGAAGAAUCGGAAAUCACAAAUAGACUGUUGAACACAGAAGAUGUGGACACCCCUCCCGAAGAGCUGGUAUAUUCAAUAGAAGCACCAACCAAUGGAAUGGUUGCUCUGAAAGAAUCACCUGAUGAUAGUAUUGAUGCUUUCACCCAAGCUCAGAUCAACAACGGAGAGGUCAUUUUCAUUCAUGAAGGAUCCAAAUCUGGGGGUUUCACCUUCACAGUGACAGAUGGAGACCACACCUCUCCUCUCUACCACUUCACAGUGACUGCCAGACAGCUGACGAUCUCUGUGGAGGCACAGGGCGAGCUCUUGGUCUUCCCAGGCUCCAGGCAAGUGAUCAAUCGUGAUAUACUCCGCGCGGUGACUAGUGAGGAUGGAGAUGAGAUCAGCUACUCCCUCGUUAGGCCUCCACGCCUUGGACGACUUAUCAAACCUAACCAGAGUGGACAGUUUGAGGAAAUCACCAAAUUCACACAAACUGAGCUGGAUGCCGGUGCUGUGUAUUAUGAGCAUCAGAUGCCAUCAGAGCCCUUCUGGGUGGUUAAAGAUUCUGUUGAGCUUGAGCUCUCAGCACCGCCUGCAGCACGACUCAACCACACACUUCCUGUCACCGUAUCGUACUAUGCCGCUAACCGCAAUGUGUCUUCACAGCUGUGGAAGAACAAAGGUAUGUCAGUGGUGCAGGGGCAAUCUAAGGUGAUCGACAGUUCUAUUCUGGACGCAUCUAACCUGCUUGCCAGUUUGCCGAAAGAGAAGCAAGCAGGACAGGACAUUGUUUUUGAGGUACGGAAAUUUCCUGUGCAAGGCCGGCUUACUCUUAGAGGGGCCAAUCUUCCCCGGGACACACCCUUCUUUCUUCAAGAUGACAUCAACAAAGGGGAGCUGGAAUACUCUCACGAUGACUCAGGUGCAUCCUCAGACAGCUUUUCUUUCCGUGUACGGCUGAACCCCCAUGGCCGCACCCCUCAGGCUGCUCCAGGAGCUGUGGUGCUGGAGGAGAUCUUUUUCAUCUCUAUCACACGAAGAGACUCAAGCCCUCCAAAGCUAGAACGUCUGGACCUGCUGCUGGAAGCACUGCAAGGCUCAACCACUGUGCUGUCAAAGCAGUACCUCAACACCAUUGACCAAGACAGCACACCAGAUGAGGUCAGGUUCACCAUCCUAAAGAGCCCUGCUAAUGGCCAUAUCAUCUAUAAAGACACUGGGGACAGGAUCCGGCAAUUCACCCAAGAGGAAGUAAACAUGGGCCGUGUGGCAUUUGUGAGCGAUGGCAGCUUGUCAGAUGGCUUCAUGGAGUUCACUGUCUCUGAUGGGAAGCAUCAAACAGAACCACACACAUUGCAUAUCGGCAUUCUGGCUAAGAAACUCACGCUGAGCAAAGUGCAGGAGAUCCAAGUGAAGCAGGGAGAUGACGAGACUCCAAUCACAGAGGCCAUGUUGAAAGUGUCCACGGGAGGUGCCAGAGAGGAGGAUAUCCUUUACAAGAUCACAAAUGUGCCCAAGUAUGCAGCAGUGAUGGUGGACAGGCAGCCUACCUCUGCCUUUACUCAGAAACAGAUCAAAGAAGGGAGGGUGAGCGUCCGCUUCGUCAAGUCCACUUCCCCAAGUGACAGUUUCGCCUUUGUGGCCCGCAGCAGAGCAGCUAACGUUUCCUCUGCUCUCAACAUCACAGUGAGACCCUUAGCAAAUGUGGCCAAAGAUCCUGUGCUUCCUCGAGGCAUGACAGUUCUAGUGGAUCGUAAGCUGUUAGAUGCAACCCCACUUGCCAACAAAACUAGAACAUCUCCAACCUUUAGUGUGACCCAGCAGCCAAAGGGAGCAAGGUUUGUGAGGAGAGGAGGAUCAGCAGAUGGCCAGCCUGUGGAAUCCUUCACCCAGAGAGACCUGGAUGAGGGGCGUGUGGCUCUAGAGGUUCAGAACACCACAGGGGUUCCAAAAGGCAAAGGUCAAAGUCAGAGUCAGGGUGAGGAUGAGGCCCGAUUCCUCCUCAAAGCACAUGGAGUUCCUCCUGCAGAGUGCAUUCUCUCUUUCAAGACAGCUCCAUAUGACCCUGCAGGAGUCUAUGGUGCCACAGUCCUCAAAGUUCCCCCCUCUGUACCUACCACUGACAAGAGUAAAUCAGGAGACAGUGACUGGACAAUUAUAGUGGGCCCAACCACUGCCUCCACUGGCUCCCACAAAGCCCCAGUUUCCAGACGGAACAUAUUAUGGGCCAUUCUAAUCCCCAUUUUAGUCAUCCUGAUUCUUCUGCUUCUGGCUGCUCUGCUAGCUUACUACCUGGUGAGACGGAACAAAACAGGGAAGCACAACGUUCAGACAGCUACAGCAAAGCCGAAGAAUGGAGAGGUCAGCCAGGAAACCUUCAGGAAAACCGAUCCAGCAAACAACAUCUCCAUGACCACCUUAGAGUCCAAAGAGGCGGAUCCCGAAUUACUGCAACAUUGUCGGACAACAAACCCAGCUCUGAAAAAGAACCAGUACUGGGUAUGAGAAAGGUUAAAAUGAGGACUCUACUGUAUCAAUGUUGGCAGAUGUGCACCGGUACUUUGGAAAUGUGUAUGGAAGCUUCCUUGAGUCAUUCCUAACAGUGUUAAAGACCUCCUGCCAUACAAGUGCUUUUGGAAAACAUAAACGUUUUGGCAAAUAAUUACAUUUCACUUCACAAUCAGUCCAGACAUUUUUCACACUAAUUGAGGUUUCUGGGAGAAUAUUUUAUAAGUGGAUAAUUUUAUAAUAACAGAGGAGCAACCAAUUAAGCAAGCUCUCAAGCCUAUAUAUGUUCUAGUCCUGGUGUAGGACCAAAAAAGGCAAAAAUUUAGAUCAGCUUGUAGGAUGUUAUUGUUGAACUAGCUGUCUCUGCAGAAAGCUGUACUUCAGAACAUAUCAAUAAACUACACAUGUUUGCAUGUUGUCACCCAUAUAUUUACCAUCAUAUGUGAGGACUGCUUUAUGCACCUUCUUUUUAAAUAAAUGGACAACAGUUGUCCUGUCUGUAGUCAUGUAACUAUGAUCUUAAGGAAAAAAAGGGCCACCAUAUGAAAAUUCUUUUCAGAUAAUAAAAAAUGACAAUGAAAGGCAUGCCACAAAAAGGCUCUACCCACUGCAUAAAUUUAAGAUUUGAACUUGUUUGAACUGUUGCAGGUUGUGUAGGAUCCAUUUUAAAAUGGUCAUGGAUGAGCAGCAUUAUGAAUAAGAAGGAGAAAACCAGACAUCAUUUCUGUAUGAGUAGUGUUGAUGUAAGUUAACUGGUGAGGUUUGUUGGUGAGAAAUAUGAUCUUUCUGUGAGUAACUGGUGUCCGAAGCUAUACGAGGGGCCCAGUAAAGAUUUUAGGGUGCACCAUGGGCCCCAGUGUGAUUGCUUCCUUAGUAAUUCACCUGCUCAGUAAUUAAAAAAAAAUUACACAUAUUUACUGCAUAUGAGCUAAUGAAGUUAAAUAUAGAGUUAUUUGCGUGUUGCUGACUUUGUCCUUAAGAGCAAUGCAUCUAUCUGACUAUGCUUUUUAAGCUCCUCAAAAAUAUUUUGAUAAGCUUGAUUUCUACACAAUAAUUCACUGAUGGAGAAAACAGCCAGUCUUUCCACGCUAGACUGAGAUUCUUUUUCCUGUCUUUAAAUACAACUUUUGGACAUGAACAUAACUUAAUAUGUUUGAACAAAGUAUUUUUAUGUUUUUAAAUGAUUUGUAGUUUUGUUUAUAAUAAAUUGGACAAUAAUAAUGAACUUUGGGGUUUUAUGGCAUGAAUGAUGUACUUUUUUGUUAAAAUGCCUAUAAUAUUUUGUGUCUUUAAUCAAUUAGUUGAACAAAGUGAUUGAGGAGUUUAACACAGUUAUCUGAUUCUUAUUUUACUGAACUGAGUUUCUGUCAGAUUGGGUCCUGUAAUCAAAAAAAUGUUAAAAUAUGUUUUAGUGGGUAUAAAAAAAUUCAAAAGGCUUUGUCUGAAUGAAUAUUAGGUUUAACUAUUUUUGUACAAAUAUUAUAUUGUUUUCUUUUCUUUGUUUUCCAUCCAUCUGCAGCAUGCUGUACCAUAAUUCCCUCAGUGCUUUUGUAGUGUGGCUGACACAACUGAUAUUUUAUACAUACAUCCACUGGACUGACAUAAGGCACUGAAGAACUACUAUGUAAAGUAUACCUUACUGAAGCCACAGACAGGAUGUGACUCAGCAGUGGCUGUGUUAGCUACAUCCCUAUUGGCUGAUAGGAGGUUGAGGUUGAGGUCAUUAUUCUGAACUGUCGGUUCUGUUUUCCAAAAGUGAAAUGGAGCUCUUUUGGAAAGCUAAGCAUUCCCUUCUCACUUCCAGACACACUGCAAUUAUGUCAUUUGUCACUGAAACCUAUAUGGCAUUGAAAUCGCUAAGAAACCUGUUGUAGUGUAUUUCAAGAAGGUGGAAAAAAUUUGAAAUGUGUUCUUUUAUUAGUAUUAUUUUAAAAUUACCAAUUACAAUACGUUCCUGGCCCCUGAGGUUGUGUCUGAGUAUUCUCCUCCAACUAGGACGAUUCUGCAAAGUGACUUUGCCUGUUUUUACCCUUUGCUUGGAGAGUUUUAGUUUCUUGAUGUUGUAUUAUUUAGUAUAUAUCCCUUCUAUACAUUUAUAUUAUAGAGAGUUUGUCAGCUGUAAAUGUUAGGGUCUCCAUUUGCCCAUGGACUUGCUUUAGCCUGAACCACCUCGGUAACUACAGACUGUAGUAAUUACAGACUGUCCAGUCAGCAUCCUGUCAGUAAUUCAGACUGUCCAAAUUGUACAUUCCAUUAUCAUUUCCAUAUGUUUGCAAACCAUUUUUGUUUAUGCUAAUCUUAUUAGUAAUAGGACAAUGCUGAAGAAUGUUAGUUAUGAUGUGGAUAUUAAAUGGAUGUUUUCUACAUGAAAAGCAAUAUUCACUAUGGUCACAUUUUAGGGCUUCUUUCUCAAUUUCAAGUUAGGAAAUAAGGUACAAUUUAUAGUGAAAGACCAUUAAUUGUUACUUUGCUAUGUAUGUGGCCCAUUAGGCACGAGCUUUCCUAUGUUUCCAUAUUUUUAAAGUGUAGGAUUUUAAGUGUACAUACAUGAUUAUUGUCACAAAAGAUAUAGUUUCAUUAAAAGAUUAUGUAUUUUAAUUGGCUGACUUUUUAAACAAUAUCUGGCCUUUAAGGUGCUGUGUCUCUAUAUGUAGAUCAAUUAAUAGUUAUCAUUACUUUCUUUGAGGUAGAAAUUAGUGAAUUCAGUUUGGUCUAAAUGUACUGUAUUUUCUAUGAAGGAUAUAAAGUUACUCGUAUCUCCGGUACAUGUGCCUGUACCUCAUUUUAAGCAAAUAUUGUAUUUAUCACAGGGCCAGAGCAGUAACCCUAAAAGAGAUAACUAUUAUCUGUCUAUGAUCUUAGAAUAAAAGAGGUAAUUUAAUUAGAGAAUAUAACUCAGGUUUUAGGUUUGUGUACUUCAUUCAGCACAGUGUUAGAAUAGUGAGAAUAUAACAAUCGGUGAUGAAUCUCUAUUCCCAAAUGCAGCAUCCAGGCCUUAUUUUUCAUCUUUUAUGCUGAUAUUGUUUGUAAAUAUUUAGUUUGAGAGUAUAACCUGUCUAAGAAUUGGAAAGUGUUUCUGAGCAUAAAUGUCAUUUUUCUGACUGGCUGCACUUGUUAUUGGUUUUCUUUGGUGUUUGGACUUUAGUGUGGUACUUCAUUCCCAGAAAAAAGUAAAACAAAAAAACAACAGUUCUACCUAUUUAUUUUUGCCCUUUAGGCUUUAUAUACUGUUACAGCCAAUAUGCUUUCUAAAAUGUUUCUGAAAAUGUAACCCAUUGUGUGCAAAAGAAAAAAAUGUCAAUGAAGGCCAAUAAAUGAAUUAAAUAAAUGAAUAAAUAAGAAAACGAGGUUUUCACUUAAAGUGUUUCAUGGUCAGUAUUACCACAGUAUUGUAUGAAAAAGUUUGAACACCACCAGUCAAAUGACA
Pygocentrus nattereri (red-bellied piranha) is the source of this 10433-nucleotide messenger RNA. RefSeq names its product chondroitin sulfate proteoglycan 4 (gene cspg4). The coding region runs from base 77 to 7003 and encodes 2308 amino acids. Lineage: Eukaryota; Metazoa; Chordata; Actinopteri; Characiformes; Serrasalmidae. The record is from RefSeq and is a predicted model, not a curated record. The transcript has 10 exons.